Penicillium antarcticum is the source of this 300-nucleotide messenger RNA. RefSeq lists its product as uncharacterized. The record is from RefSeq and is a predicted model, not a curated record. Lineage: Eukaryota; Fungi; Ascomycota; Eurotiomycetes; Eurotiales; Aspergillaceae. The transcript has 2 exons. Bases 1 to 300 code for a protein of 99 amino acids.
AUGACCCUCCUCGCAUGGGAGUCUAUAUCGACCUGCUUGUUUGAAAUUGCCUCGCAGGGUGAUUCCGUGGAAGUACAAUUUGAAGGGGAAAAUGGCCCCGACAGUCUUCUCACUAUGAAUCUGAAGCCCGACCUCAUUCCUAACCAGGGCUUCACUGCUUUUAAUAUGAAACUCAAUCACGAUAACUUCAAGAACCUGAAAAAGGGCGGGAUUCGUGAAAGCUACCGUGAAGAGCACCAACAUUCAAGUCAUACUUUGCAACGAAUCCACCGACGCCACCAUCCAUGGCAAAACAGUUAA